UUCAUGCUUGAAAUUAAGGCACCAAGAAUAAUCAGUUUGGUUAACUUGCUAACCUCCAACCUUCCUUGGUCCCCUUUUCUUCUCUCUGCUCACCUCCUUCAUAUACUCAGUGCAUUUUUUCUGCACGUCCUCUUCCAACCUGUUACAUUUUGUCUCUAAUAUGGAUAUCCGGCGGCAGUUCCCUGACGUGCACUGGGUCUGGAAAGGAGGCAUCUCCUUUGUUUAUGAGGUCCAUCCUCGCAUCGUGGUCAAAGUCCCGAAAUCUGGCGACUUUGAGAGGGAGCAAUUUCGGAAAGAACUCAAGAUCUAUGAGAUCUUUUCUCAACAUCCGCCCUGUCCUUCCAUAGUCCAGUGUUUCCUCUACUCGGACAACGGCAUCUUCCUCGAAUACAUGCGAGAUGUAACCCUCUGUUCGAGAAUACAAAAUAACCAUACUCGCGACCAGCAAACAGCUGUGGUUACGAAAGUGGAGAAGCUGGAACCUCUAUCCCUACGAAAGGAAUGGAUGAACGACCUCGCUCAGGCCGUUGCUUUUCUAGAAUCGCUCAAUCUCGCACAUGGCGACCUACGACCCGAAAACAUUUUACUUGAUCGCAACCGAUUAAAACUGUCAGAUUUUGAUUGUACGGCUGAAAUUGGGUCAGAUUUUGAAGCUUGCAUGGCCCCGUAUGGAAGAAUACUCAACAGCGACGAGCAGGAUCAAGGACGACGUGGGAGUUCUGGUUUGCUAGGUCCUCGAACCGAACAAUUCGCGUUGGGCUCCCUGUACUACCUCAUAAACUACGGCUUUGAGGUUUACGGAGAUCGACAUCUUACCGAGGAUCCUAAAGAGCAUGGACGCAAAGUUGUGGAGUUACUGCAGAACAUGGAAUUUCCGAAGUUAGAUGGUGAUCCGUUAAUUGACGAAAUCAUCAUCAAAUGUUGGCACAACAAAUAUCCCACGAUUGCGGAAUUGGCCGCAUACACAGAGACCCUCCUUCCUGGAAAACACAACUGGAGAGACACCGAAGCCGAAGAAAUAUCCACCCCGCAAUGGCGUAGGGUUAUAGGCCGUGUCAUUCGCGGGUUAUGGAAGGCUUUCAAAUCUUCAUGGGUUUUCGUGCUCUGUCUCACCAGAGAGGCAACCAAGCCUGAAAAAACUAAUGGUGGAGAACCGGAUUGCUAUAGCGGUGGCAUCAGACAACACGACUCAGCAGAGGAUUUCUCUCCAAAAAAAACAUUCUGCCAGAACCUGGAGAAGCGCGGACUUCUUAAUAUGCUUUCUUUGGGAGAGCCAGAGCAACUUGGAUUCAGUAUCGAGUGGUAUAGACAUUCCACAAGUUGAAGCAAAAGCUCAGCUACAGAUUUCGACCAAGGAGAAAUCCAAAGCGUUGACCAACAAUCAACAAGGUGGUAAAGCAUAUCAUGAAGAUUCGCAAAAUGAAGACUUGUGCACAGAGACGAAGUUGCGACUGGUCUUGGUUGGGUACAGUAUUGUCUGCAGCACCCUUGGGAAUUGCAUUCCUCCAAUUCUUAACUUCCAUUUCGCACUCACGCUACUGCAUUUCAAAGCCUUCCAAUAUGGGUGGGACUGCCUAGCGCCUCUUCAUCCAAUCAAGUACAGCUAAAGAUGGAUGUUCUGAACCGCGUCUCGCCUACACAAUCAUCACAGGUUAUCGUAUAACACGAUUUCUUUUACUUGCUGCCAAGAAAACAAUAAAUGUCUUGUUUGGAGCCUAAUGAAAGCGCCCGACGCCGAAGAGCAGUGAGC
Molecule: messenger RNA, 1750 nt
Organism: Aspergillus ibericus CBS 121593
Lineage: Eukaryota; Fungi; Ascomycota; Eurotiomycetes; Eurotiales; Aspergillaceae
Product: protein kinase
Exons: 2
Coding region: 161-1324 (387 amino acids)
Biological process (GO): peptidyl-threonine phosphorylation; peptidyl-serine phosphorylation
Molecular function (GO): protein serine/threonine kinase activity; ATP binding
Source: RefSeq, a predicted model, not a curated record